Molecule: messenger RNA, 776 nt
Organism: Cephus cinctus (wheat stem sawfly)
Lineage: Eukaryota; Metazoa; Arthropoda; Insecta; Hymenoptera; Cephidae
Gene: Pfdn4
Product: prefoldin subunit 4
Exons: 4
Coding region: 122-535 (137 amino acids)
Biological process (GO): protein folding
Cellular component (GO): cytoplasm; prefoldin complex
Source: RefSeq, a predicted model, not a curated record
GAGAGAUAAAUUUGAAACUGAACUUACAUUUUUUUACGCAUGCAGUGGAUUAAUUUAUUUUAUCUGCAGGAAUCUUAUAUGAAUUGUUAUAAUAAUUAAAAAGAAUCUAUAAUUGUAAAGUAUGGCUGGUGGUAAAAAUGCACAAGGUGGUUUCCAACCAGACUCUGAUGUUCAUAUAACUUAUGAAGAUCAACAAAAAAUUAAUAAAUUUGCAAGACAAAACGCGAAACUCGAGGACUAUAAGGAGGAACUCAAAAUAAAACAGAAUGACAUUAAAAGCUUAGAAGAUGCUUGCGAUGAGUUAUCUCUAUUGGAUGAUGAUGUGAAAAUUCCUUAUCACAUUGGAGAAAUCUUUGUCGAGCAAGAUCUUGAAAAAACGCAGAAAUGUUUAGAAGAGGCAAAAGAGAAAAAGAAGGCCGAGAUUAUGAUUCUUGAAAGUAAAUGUGCCGAUUUAAAAGUGCUGAUGAGUGAAUUAAAGACUCAGCUUUAUGCAAAGUUUGGUAGUCAUAUCAAUUUAGAAGCUGAGGAAGAGUGAUAUAACAAUUUUCUGAAUGCAAGAAAAUAAUACAUUUUCAUUUUUUAUAAAACCUGAUCGAAGAGAAGUAAUCUUAAGAAGAACGUUUACCAAGGUUGUUUCUUCCCAAUUUUGUAUUAUAAGUUAAUUCCAGUCACUGAUAAUAGUUCAUACUUGUUGUUAUUGGUAUCUGUAAAUGCUACCUUGUAUAACAUGCUUCUUUAUCAUAAAGAUUAUCAAUAAAUUUCACUUUUGAAAAAUA